GGUUUGAAAGAAGGAAAGCCUCUGCUCACCUGCGAACUAAUGAAAUUGAACCUGGAUGUGGGGAAAGGGAUGGCUGGUGAACUAACUCAAAGAAGAGCUCUCUCUCUGCUGUUCUUCCUUAUUCCAACAGUGACAUCAACAUGGUAUGCAGGUUCAGGCUACUAUCCAGAUGAAAGUUACAAUGAAGUGCAUACAGAAGAGAUCCCACAAACUCCUCCCCUAGACUAUCAAGUUCCUCAGUGGUGUUAUACAUUAAAUAUCCAAGAUGGAGAAGCCACAUGCUACUCACCGAGGGGAGGGAAUUAUCACAGCAGUCUAGGCACACGUUGUGAGCUCUCCUGUGACCGGGGCUUUCGAUUGAUUGGACGGAGGUCAGUGCAAUGCUUGCCAAGCCGUCGUUGGUCUGGAACUGCCUACUGCAGACAGAUAAGAUGCCAUGCACUACCAUUUAUCACUAGCGGCACCUACACUUGCACAAAUGGGGUGCUUCUUGACUCCCGCUGUGACUACAGCUGUUCCAGAGGCUACCACUUAGAAGGUGACCGCAGCCGAAUCUGCAUGGAAGAUGGGCGAUGGAGUGGAGGCGAGCCUGUAUGUGUAGACAUUGAUCCCCCUAAGAUCCAUUGUCCCCACUCACGUGAGAAGAUGGCAGAGCCAGAAAAACUGACUGCUCGAGUAUACUGGGAUCCACCCCUUGUGAAAGAUUCUGCUGACGGCACAAUCACCAGGGUGACACUUCGGGGCCCUGAGCCUGGUUUUCAAUUUCCUGAAGGAGAGCAUGUGAUUCGUUACACGGCCUAUGACAGAGCCUACAACCGGGCCAGCUGCAAGUUCAUUGUGAAAGUACAAGUGAGACGCUGUCCAAUUCUGAAACCACCACAGCACGGUUACCUUACCUGCACCUCAGUGGGCAACAACUAUGGUGCCACCUGUGAGUACCACUGUGAUGGUGGUUAUGAGCGCCAAGGAACCCCCUCCCGGGUCUGCCAGUCCAGUCGCCAGUGGUCAGGAGCACCACCUAUCUGUACUCCUAUGAAGAUUAAUGUCAAUGUCAAUUCAGCUGCUGGCCUCCUGGAUCAAUUCUAUGAGAAACAACGGCUCCUCAUCAUCUCAGCUCCUGAUCCUUCCAACCGAUAUUAUAAAAUGCAGAUCUCUAUGCUGCAACAAUCCACCUGUGGACUAGACCUGCGGCAUGUGACCAUUAUCGAGCUGGUGGGGCAGCCGCCUCAGGAUGUGGGGCGCAUCCAAGAGCAACAGCUGUCAUCCAGCAUCAUCGAGGAGCUCAGGCAAUUCCAACACCUUACUCGCUCCUACUUCAACAUGGUACUGAUUGACAAGCAGGGUAUUGACCGGGAACGUUACAUGGAACCUGUCACCCCUGAGGAAAUCUUCACAUUCAUUGAUGACUACCUACUCAGCAACCAGGAGAUGAUCCAGCGCCGGGAGCAAAGGGAUAUGUGCGAGUGAACUUGAGCUAAGGAAUGGUUACGGUCAAAGGAAAAGCUUCCCUACUUAGAUAAACCUGAGGCCUAAUAAAAAGAUAAAAUGUUUUCCCACAAUUCUAGAGACCAUACUCUGAAGUGGGCAAGGCCUGUCAAUGUUGGGAUAUUUUUCAGGUGACGUUUUUGGCUGUUUAAUAGCUUUGCCUGUUCCUCCAAGGAGCAAAAGCUAAGAAGAGAAGGAAGACAGGCUCUGGGGAGUAGGUUGGAGGUAGAGUAGGUCUUCCUUUCAUAACUCAGAAAUUGCCCAGCUCUCCAAAGUCUUUCAGAUAAGUAAAUCCUAAAUUCAUUCAUUUAUUUACUGGCUGUUUUAAAUGUUUCCUCUACCCAGAGGUGAUACCAGAGGGCAGCACUAUCACAACAAACAACCAAGACACUAUCAAGUGUACUUUAUUAGAUCAGAGGCAGAGAUUUAUAAAACACUCUUGAACCUGUUUGUCACUUCAUCUAAUAGGGCAUUGGGCUAAAACUGUUGCUUGAAACAUUGCUUCAUCAAGAGUUAGGAAAACAUUGCAAUGGGAGGGAGUUGGCAAAGAAAAUUCUAAUCAGAACAGAAAGCUGUCUUGUGGCUCCUCCAGCUGGCUCAUGGGCAAGAAUCUUUGCAUACUGAGGCCUCUGGCCCCCAGAACAAAUGGUAGAUAAUGUAGUCCCUUCCUUAGUAGAGUCGCCCCAGCCUGUGAGCUUUAGCACCUUAAAAGUAUCACUGAAAGUAGUAAAGACCCCACCUCAUGUAUUAAUUUCCACAGAUAUCGACUUUUAAGAGAUCAGUUAUAUGCAGGUGGGAGCCACAUCAGCACAAAGUCAAGUCUUACGAUCCAGGCUUGAAAGUACAUUUGAGGUCAUGCUAUUGGGAAGUGGAGCUACACACAAUUCCUGGAUCUUUCCCUUCCUUCAUUCCUUUCCUUCCUUCUUUGAUACUGGGAAUUGAACCUGGCACAUUCUAACCCCAUUAUCUAACACCAAUCUUCACCUCCAGCCUCAGAUCCCUAAUCUGAUUUCAGUCCGACUCAACAAGAGUGUCAGUGUUUGGAAGACAAAUGUUUUCCUCGCCUUGCUGCUAAACACCUGCAACACUCAUGGAACUCAGAGUCAUAAUUAAGACUCAGCAGCCUUUUGCUCUACCCAGGGGGUCACCAGAGAAGGGAGGAAGCAGGCUGGGUGGGGGAAGCAGAACCAAUAAUGCUUGAGCAUUUACUAUGUGUAAAUUCUAAACACUCUAUUCAUUGACUCUGAAGUAUUCACCAGAACCCUAAAAGAUAGAUAUUAUUAUUAGCUUUCUUUUAUAGA
Molecule: messenger RNA, 2786 nt
Organism: Fukomys damarensis (Damara mole-rat)
Lineage: Eukaryota; Metazoa; Chordata; Mammalia; Rodentia; Bathyergidae
Gene: Srpx2
Product: sushi repeat containing protein X-linked 2
Exons: 11
Coding region: 40-1467 (475 amino acids)
Source: RefSeq, a predicted model, not a curated record